AUCUAGUCCGUACUUGUGUGUGUCUUUGCCGACGGUGGCAAAGGAAAGCGCGCGGUCAAUUGAUCCCUAUCUAUAUCUAAGGCCUAUAGCUAACUAGCUCGGUCCGGCGAUAGAGGCCGCCAUGGCGUCCAUCAUCGUCAUCGCCGCCGUGCUCGUCCUGGACGUCCUCGCCUUCGUGCUCGCCAUCGGCGCCGAGCGCCGCCGGAGCUACGUGAACUACGUGAGCGUGGACCCGGCCGGGGGGGUCCUACUGCGUGUACAGCUCCGACGCGUCCACGGCGUACGGCGUGAGCGCGCUGCUGCUGCUGCUCGCCGCGCAGGCCGUGGCCAUGGUCGCCACCCGCUGCUUCUGCUGCGGCCGCGCGCUCUCGCCGGGCCGCUGGCGGGCGUGGUCCGGCAUCUGCUUCAUCGUCUGCUGGGUGACGUUCGUGAUCGCGGAGCUGUGCCUGCUGGCCGGGUCGGUCCGGAACGCGUAUCACACCAAGUACUUCCCCAAGGGCGACGGCCCGCCGCCGUGCGCCAUGCUGCGCAAGGGCGUCUUCGCCGCCGGCGCCGCCUUCACCUUCCUCGCCGCGCUCUUCGCCGAGCUGCACUACCUCUUCUACGCCAGGGCGCGCGACGCCGCCGCCGCCGUGGCCCCGCCCAUCGUCGGCGGCAUCGGCAUGACCCGCAUGUGAUGAGUGGAAGAUAUUGUCCUGUGCGUGUGAUAGUACUGUACUACUGACUGCUGUCACUACAGCGUGCUGGAACUGUUGGGUUUGUAAUUCUGUCA
Molecule: messenger RNA, 772 nt
Organism: Zea mays
Lineage: Eukaryota; Viridiplantae; Streptophyta; Magnoliopsida; Poales; Poaceae
Product: fiber protein Fb34
Exons: 4
Coding region: 122-724 (200 amino acids)
Source: RefSeq, marked validated